This is a messenger RNA of Wallemia ichthyophaga EXF-994, 447 nucleotides long. Its product is annotated as 40S ribosomal protein S13. Gene Ontology annotation, molecular function: structural constituent of ribosome; small ribosomal subunit rRNA binding. Gene Ontology annotation, cellular component: ribosome; cytosolic small ribosomal subunit; nucleolus. NCBI's taxonomy places the organism in Eukaryota, Fungi, Basidiomycota, Wallemiomycetes, Wallemiales, Wallemiaceae. The record is from RefSeq and is a predicted model, not a curated record. The transcript is spliced from 2 exons. The coding region runs from base 1 to 447 and encodes 148 amino acids. Gene Ontology annotation, biological process: translation.
AUGCACAAUCCUUCAAAGGGUAUUUCCUCAUCCGCCCUCCCUUACCGUCGCAACCCACCUUCAUGGCUCAAGGCUACUCCAGAGGAUGUUAAGGACUUGAUCAUUAAGCUCGCUCGUAAGGGUCUUUCACCUUCUCAAAUCGGUGUCAUCCUCCGUGAUCAACACGGUGUUCCACAAACCCGUUUCGUCACUGGUAACAAGAUUCUCAGAAUCCUCAAGUCUCAAGGUUUGGCCCCUGAAUUACCAGAAGACUUAUACUGUCUCAUCAAGAAGGCCGUCUCCGUUCGUAAGCACCUCGAGCGUAACCGUAACGACAAGGACUCCAAAUUCCGUCUCAUCUGUAUCGAGUCUCGUAUCCACCGUCUUACUCGUUACUACAGACGCGCCCAAGUUGUUGCACCAACCUUCAAGUACGAAUCUCAAACCGCUUCCACCUUAGUUGCCUAA